GUGGAGGGGGGGGGGCCGCAAAGGAGGCGGCGUGGCUGCAUGCCCGGAGCGGAGCCCGGCGCUCGGUGCCACCAGGUCCUGCUAGCAAGUCAUGAUGGUUGAAUCCGCCUCAGAGACGAUACGAUCCACUCCCUCCAGCCAAAACGGGGUCAGCAGCCUCAGCAACCAGCCUGAUGGAGGCGGGGGCGGCACGGGUGGCGGUGGAGGGGGCGGUGGGCGCGAAGGAGCCACGAGCGGGGAGACCAACGGCGAGAUGAGCCCCGUGGAGCUCCUGCACUUCCAGCAGCAGCAGGCUCUCCAGGUGGCACGCCAGUUCCUGCUGCAGCAGGCCACGGGGCUGAGCUCCCCCAGCAGCAAUGAGGGCAAGCAGCCGGCGGUGCAGGUCCCUGUGUCCGUGGCCAUGAUGUCCCCGCAGAUGAUCACACCGCAGCAAAUGCAGCAGAUCCUCUCGCCACCCCAGCUCCAGGCCCUCCUGCAGCAGCAGCAGGCGAUAAUGCUGCAACAGUUGCAGGAAUACUACAAGAAGCAACAGGAGCAGCUUCACCUGCAGCUAUUGACGCAGCAGCAAGCCGGAAAGCAGCAACCCAAAGAGCCGUUAGGGAACAAGCAGCUGGCCUUCCAGCAGCAGCUCCUGCAGAUGCAGCAGCUCCAGCAGCAGCACCUGUUAAACCUGCAGCGCCAGGGGCUGGUGAGCCUCCCGCCGGGACAGGGCACCGUGCCCCUCCAGACCCUGCCCCAAGCUGUGUGCCCCUCAGACCUCCAGCAGCUCUGGAAGGAGGUCACGGCCGCCCAGCCUGUCGAGGACAGCAUUAAGCAAGAGGGUCUUGACCUCACCACCAACACCUCCAACUCUACCUCGUUUUCUGCCGCCAAGGUCUCGCCUCCCAUUUCCCAUCACCCUCUGCCCAACGGACAGAGCACCAUGCACACGCCAAGAAGGGACAGCUCUUCCCAUGAAGAGACCCCCAGCUCCCACCCGCUCUACGGCCACGGAGAGUGCAAGUGGCCCGGCUGCGAAACCCUCUGUGAGGACUUGGGACAGUUUGUCAAACACCUCAAUACAGAACAUGCACUUGAUGACCGAAGCACGGCCCAGUGUCGAGUCCAGAUGCAAGUGGUACAGCAGCUGGAAAUACAGCUGGCAAAGGAGAGUGAGCGUCUCCAAGCAAUGAUGGCCCAUCUUCACAUGAGACCUUCAGAGCCAAAGCCUUUCAGCCAACCUCUGAACCUGGUCUCCAGUGCCACCCUCUCCAAGAGCACUUCCGACACGUUCCCCGACGGCUUACCUCAUCCCCCCACCUCCGCCACGGCGCCCAUCACCCCGCUGCGGCAGGGCCCCUCCGUCAUCAGCUCUUCCACUUUACACAAUGUGGGGCCCAUCCGCAGGAGAAACUCGGAGAAGUUCUGCACCCCGAUAUCUUCAGAACUUGCACAGAAUCACGAGUUUUACAAAAACGCGGACGUCCGGCCGCCCUUCACGUAUGCCUCGCUCAUCCGGCAGGCCAUCCUGGAGACCCCCGACAGGCAGCUAACGUUGAAUGAAAUCUAUAACUGGUUCACACGGAUGUUUGCCUACUUCCGGAGGAACACGGCCACCUGGAAGAACGCCGUCCGCCACAACCUGAGCCUGCACAAGUGCUUCGUGCGUGUGGAGAACGUCAAGGGAGCCGUCUGGACCGUCGAUGAGCACGAGUACCAAAAGCGAAGGCCACCAAAGAUGACAGGGAGUCCAACUUUAGUCAAAAACAUGAUUUCAGGACUCGGUUACGGAGCACUUAAUGCAAGUUACCAGGCUGCGCUGGCGGAGAGCAGCUUCCCGCUGCUGAACAGCCCCACCAUGAUCAACACCAGCUCCGCCAGCGGCAUGCUGCACGUGGGCCACGACGACGUCAGCAGCACCGUGGAGCAGGUCAACAGCAACGGCAGCAACAGCCCGCGCCUGUCCCCGCAGCAGUACAGCCAUCCAGUGCACGUGAAGGAAGAACCCGCCGAGGCAGAAGAUGACAGCAGACCCGUCUCGCUGAUGGCCACCACCAACCAGAAUGUGACGAUUCCCGAUGACAGGGACCUGGAGGAGGAGCUGCCAGUGGAAGACUUGUCCUAAGGACCCCUUCCUCCUCCUCCUCACUGAGGGGCAAACCCUUCCCACCCUCCUGGCCGGAGACCAAGUGACAGCUUCCACCUCUCCAAGGUGACCUUUGGCAUUAACCCGUUUCUUAAAGGCACUUCCACAAAGCAAAAGGGUUUCCUUGGUGCAACAACCUGUUGCUGACGGCGUGUUCCUCCCGCUCCCAUCUACCCUAUGCCGCGGCCCUGGUGACCGACAGACCCUGCUGCGGGGGAAUUCCUGCGGCACAAGAAGCAAAAAUCCCAAGAGCUGGACUUUUUCUCCCCUCCUCCCUUGGUUAGUGACUGGUGAACGAGGAUGGUAGGUUGUUUCUGUCCGAAAUGGUCCCUCCUUCCUUCCUCUGGGCAUGGGGAAGGCACCUCCGUCCCCACUUCCCUGCCCGGUGAUGCUCAAGCCUCUGCCAGCGACUGCCCCGGGGAGAGAAGGUGAUGGCAGGAACCCGUCGGCAUCUCUCCGUCCCCCCGUGGGUUUUGCACUAGGAGGGACCGUGGACCCUGCCCAUGCGCUGCCUCCACCCAGCUUUGGGGGAAGAAACAGCAGAAAUGAGGGUGAGUCCUCUGCCGUGAUCCGGACGCUGGGCUUGCACCGUUGUCUUGCGACUGGGGAAGGAUAAGGACCGGCGCAUUGGUGGGACUGUGUCCCCUUGUCACCUCUGGCAGGUUGCUAAGCCACCUGGGAAGCAGAGCAGCCCACCUUGGGUUGACUGUGAUCCCUGAGCCCUGCGGUCCCUGCUGGUGGGGGGACUCGUGGUACCCAGCAGCGAUGACCAUCCCCAGCCGACCGCCAGCGCCGGGCAGCGAGGACGCAGCUCCCCACUUCCUUCUUAGAACCGGCUGCAACGCUGACACCUCUCCCAGCCGGCGCAGGGGUGGCCAGUGGCCUGACUUCAACUUCAGGGACUGGCUCCUGGUCCCCUGCGUGCCCGGUUCCUCCUCCAAAGCUGGGGUGGGAUCUUCGAGGACGGGCAAUGGCACGGGGAGGCAACACCCACCACCGCUGAGCAUCCUCCUGGGAGGCACCCACAGAGGAGCUGGGGCGGGCAGAGCGUGGCGCUGAGCUGCUGCUUGGCUGUCCUGCUGGUAGCAAAGCCAACCCCAAGUGAAAUAACGUGGUGGCCGAACCUGGCUGUGACUGGCGAGCCGAGCUGCUUUCGUCUUUUCUUUUUGUUAUCCUUUUGUGUGUGUCCAGAUGGGAAGAUACCAAAAGAUUUCUAGAGACAGAAGGUCCGUAGUUCAGGUGAACAGAUGGUAUUGAUGCCAAAAAAAGGAAAAAAGAAAAAAAAGAGAAAUAUUAAUAAUAAUGAGAACAACACAACCAAACAGCCCUCUUCUCCCUGCUCUUUCUUUCUGUGGUGGUGAUGUGGGUACUCAGCACUGGGCUCUUCCUGGCUGGCAGCUGGUGGCCUCAGGGACCAGGCUGGCACUGGCUGUCGUGGCACACAGCGGGGUGUCAGGGGACUUGCUGUGAUGGACAUGGAGCUGCUCCUGUUUUGAGCCCAGCUCCGGGCUCUCCCGAAGCGAUUGUGAGUGCUUCUCCAUCCUUCCCUGCCCCUGCUUCCCCCGGCUGAGAUGUUGGCGGUUGGAGCUGGGUUGUUGCCCCAGCGUGUGCCCCCAGCCCCACGCUGGGAUUCGGGUGCAGCAACACCAGGAGCUGCGGUUUGGGUUAAAAAUGCAACACACAGGUGUGGCUCCUGGGGAUCUCUGCUCAUUUAUCCGUGUGCAUCACCUCGCGGGGGGGUCCCCAAAGGGCUUUUUCACUCUGUGGCGUGUGUUGUCCCCCAUACCUCGAAUCACCCCAGCACAUCCUCUUGCACUGCCUAUUGCAUCCUCGGUACCCAGGUGCCUGCUGAGGUGGAGGGGGGUCCCUAGCUGCCCCCCCUCUGCCCCCCAGCACCAUCCUGGGGGAUGCCAAGACCCUUAAAAGAGCAGCAGCUGCCCUGGGGGAAGGCACAGCCUGGUGGGGGCUAAUAAUGGGGGGGGGUCACUAGCAUCUCCCCUGGCUGGUGCUGCAAGGGGGCUCUUUCCUCUUCUUAAAAGCGACAGAAAAGCCUUCCAAAGCUGCCCAUGGGUGCUGGCAGCUGGCUGUGGGUGCUGGCUGUGCCGAGCCGGCCUUCGCUAGGUGUCUCCACUCGACCCGUGUUUCUCCCUGUGCUGCAGCCUCGCUCUCUCCUUCGCCGCUGCUGAAAUAGCAAGGCAAGGAGAUUUGCCAAGCCACCAGCUUCCCCUCACCCUCCAGCUUCUCCCAGUUUGUCCUCGCUGCCACCAGCUCCUACCGGACUCUGCCAGACACCAAAGACCCUGCCCUGGCUGGGGGGGCGCGAACCGAACCCCACUUUAGCAGUGUGGGUACAGCCUCAUCCUCCUCCUUCAAAGCAGCCACCAGGCUGGAGGCACCCUGUAUUUUCCCUUCCUGCUUUCUUUUCUUUCCUUU
Messenger RNA from Cuculus canorus (common cuckoo), 4558 nucleotides. RefSeq names its product forkhead box P4 (gene FOXP4). The coding region runs from base 92 to 2104 and encodes 670 amino acids. Gene Ontology annotation, biological process: regulation of transcription by RNA polymerase II. The transcript is spliced from 17 exons. The record is from RefSeq and is a predicted model, not a curated record. Gene Ontology annotation, molecular function: RNA polymerase II cis-regulatory region sequence-specific DNA binding; DNA-binding transcription repressor activity, RNA polymerase II-specific. Gene Ontology annotation, cellular component: nucleus. Lineage: Eukaryota; Metazoa; Chordata; Aves; Cuculiformes; Cuculidae.